Messenger RNA from Penicillium manginii, 1470 nucleotides. RefSeq lists its product as uncharacterized. The record is from RefSeq and is a predicted model, not a curated record. Lineage: Eukaryota; Fungi; Ascomycota; Eurotiomycetes; Eurotiales; Aspergillaceae. The transcript has a single exon. Bases 1 to 1470 code for a protein of 489 amino acids.
AUGAAUGACUUCAACAAGGAGUUUCAACAGCGCUUUUCUAAUAGGACGCUCAAAACUCCUAUGAAGAAGUACGUAGGGUCCUACGAGAAGGGGCGUACUCUGUGGACCGUUUUUGAAAUGUCAUAUGAUGGUCUCAUGCAGAGAAAUCCUGACGCGGUAAAGCUUCUUCACCUUGCGAUAUUUCUCAGUCCGGGGUCCAUUCCUUCUGUUUUUGGAAACAGGCACGAUCUAUCGCGGCUAUCUUCUGACUACGAUUUUGAGCUGCCAGUCUGUGGAUUAGGUCUAGCUGAGACGCAGUCGUUUGGACUUCUCUGCUGGUUGAAUGAAUUACGCCGAGAUGUCGAAAAAUUCGGAGCGGCGGUGAAUGAGCUCGAAUCAUCUGGAUUUGUCAAGCUUUGUCGCAAUCUAAGCGAUACUUCUAUCGAAAGUCUCGCGGUGCACGCCUUGAUUCGAGCUUUUGUUUGUUCAAAGGCACCAGAGGAAGGAAUUCACGAUGGCUUAAUGACGGCCUUUCUGCUUGGUGGGAAAAUACUUCCUUAUGGAACGAAGAGUUUCGAGUUGACAAGGCUAUGGAAGCAUACUGGUGAACUCAAUCGACUCCUUGUGGCGCUUUUAUCAUCAGUCCCCACAUUGCUUUUUCAUGACCCAAGUGGUAGAUACUUUGCGUUGGCUGGAGACGUGGCGCCUGUAUAUGCUUACACUUGCCGUUUUCUCGGUGAUUUGGAUCGAUCCAGCCGUUUUUGGGAUAUUGCAAUCAAGUACAGACUCAUCACUGAGCCGAAUUGGCCGGAUACCGAGUUACACAUGAAUGAAAUCUUUGAAGCGGCAAACAUUGAUGUGAAAGUCGGAGAGUUUAAGAAAGGGAUAGAGCGAUAUGAGUUGUUUCUUGCUCAUUGCGAUCAUAUCUUUCCUGGAAAUAACAAAAAUAACGACAGGGCCGUCCAAGCCGCCGCCGCACUUCGUGAGGCUAGAGAGAUUUCUCGAAAGCAUGAAGAAGAUUUUGACCGAGCCGUCGUGGCACAGAGAGUCCCGAAGCGAGCACCCAUAAAUCUGACACCAGGCGAGGCAACAUCGUCUUUUCACAAAGCCACAAAAGGUGGAGAUUUGUGGGGAGGAAGAGCUUCUUCUCUGGACCUUCAGGAUCAUACCAAACGCAGUGGUUUUCUCCGAAUACCUCCCAGUACAAGAGAUCGUAUAUUUCAGCAACUGCCAGAGAGGGAAGUACCAGGACCGUCAGAAGAUAAGGCAGAAUAUGAGGAUCUGUUGUCACCGUAUGCUGGGGUUCUGUUUUCACUGUAUGAUUUGAAAAGAGUGUCCGAAGAGAUGGAAAAAGAGCCCGAAGAGAUAAACGACGACUUAAGAUGGCGGAGAGAGACUACAAGGAAAAUGGGCAAUACUUGGAAGCGUUUGAUGAAGCGGUCGACGAGGCCGUCAAAGAAAGGGAAGGAUAGAAUGAUGAAUGAAGAAUGA